Oldenlandia corymbosa var. corymbosa is the source of this 288-nucleotide messenger RNA. Lineage: Eukaryota; Viridiplantae; Streptophyta; Magnoliopsida; Gentianales; Rubiaceae. The record is from the annotation of a GenBank genome assembly.
AUGUGGGCUUCCCGGAGAAACUCUUCCGCUGCAACAAGUGUCAUAACCGCUUCCAACACUCGUAUUGUAGUAACUACUAUAGUGAAUCAUCGGAGCCGAUCGAAGUAUGCGAUUGGUGCAAAAGCGAGGAAAGAAGUGCGCCAAGAAACUCAAGGAAAUCAUCAGCAACAACAGGGGAAAGAAUCAAACAGAAUGAUCAUCAUCGUGAAGAAGGUUCUUCAGAAAACAGAGGCAAAAACAAUACCCCAUCUCCUCGGACUUCAACUCGAAGAUUCAUUGAAGGUAUAG